Messenger RNA from Ailuropoda melanoleuca (giant panda), 1805 nucleotides. It is a transcript of the gene CATSPER4, whose product is annotated as cation channel sperm associated 4. Gene Ontology annotation, biological process: flagellated sperm motility; sodium ion transport; sperm capacitation. Gene Ontology annotation, molecular function: calcium-activated cation channel activity; voltage-gated calcium channel activity. The coding region runs from base 32 to 1381 and encodes 449 amino acids. Lineage: Eukaryota; Metazoa; Chordata; Mammalia; Carnivora; Ursidae. The transcript has 11 exons. Gene Ontology annotation, cellular component: sperm principal piece; CatSper complex; acrosomal vesicle. The record is from RefSeq and is a predicted model, not a curated record.
UCUUUGACGGGUGGGAGGAGACUGAGCAGCUAUGAUCGGUAACCGAAACAGUGGGCGGCUGCAGUGGACCCACGCCAAUAUCAAACCUCUGACGGUCACGAGGGCCUCUCACGAGCCCUACGCCCGGCCAGAGGAGCAAGUGCUCAUCAACCGCCGAGACAUCAUGAGCACCAAGGAUGCCUGGGACAUCCAGGAGUUCAUCACUCGUAUGUAUGUCAAGCAGCUGCUUCUACACCCGGCCUUCCAGCUGCUGCUGGCCUUGCUGCUGGUGGUCAACGCCAUCACCAUUGGUCUGCGCACCAACUCCUUCCUUGGCCAGCAACACUAUGAGUUGUUCUCUACCAUAGAUGACAUUGUGCUGACCAUCCUUAUCUGUGAGCUUCUCCUCGGCUGGUUAAAUGGCUUCUGGAUUUUCUGGAAGGACGGCUGGAACAUCCUCAACUUCCUUAUCAUCUUUAUCUUGCUCCUGGGGUUCUUCAUUAAUGAGCUCAAUGUCAACGCCAUCACCUAUACCCUCAGGGCGCUUCGUCUGGUGCACGUCUGCAUGGCGGUGGAGCCUCUGGCCCGGAUCAUCCGCGUCAUCCUGCAGUCAGUGCCCGACAUGGCCAACAUCAUGACCCUCAUCCUUUUCUUCAUGCUGGUGUUUUCCGUGUUUGGGGUUACUCUCUUUGGUGCGUUUGUGCCCAUGCAUUUCCAGAACAUGCAGGUCGCCCUGUAUACCCUCUUCAUCUGCAUCACCCAAGAUGGCUGGGUGGACAUCUACAAUGACUUUCAGAUGGAGACAAGAGAGUAUGCGAUGGAGAUUGGGGGUGCCAUCUACUUCACCACCUUCAUCACCAUCGGUGCCUUCAUUGGCAUCAACCUGUUGGUCGUCGUGGUGACCACCAAUCUGGAGCAAAUGAUGAAGGCAGGAGAGCAGGGGCAACUGCAUCAGAUAAACUUCAGUGAGAGAGGCAAGCAGGAGGUGGAUGGAAGUAACGAGCUGCCGCUGGUGCACUGUGUGGUCGCCCGUUUGGAGAUGUCUGGCGUCCCGCAGGAGCCCCUGUCGGGCGGCCACCUGUCUAACCUCUCAGAAAACACCUGUGACAACUUUUGUUUGGUGCUCGAGGCAAUACAGGAAAACUUGAUGCAGUACAAGGAGAUCCGAGAUGAGCUCAACACGAUAGUGGAGGAGGUACGCUCCAUCCGCUUCAACCAGGAGCAGGAGGAGGAGCUGAUGCACAAGCCCUUGUCACUGACCCUGUCGGUGGUGAGCGGGUCCUCCCUGGACAUCCGCGACAUGACUUGCCAGCAAGACCUGAUCACUGCGCUCAUCAACAGGGAAAAGGUUCAGGAAUCCAACACAAACAUACUCCUUAACAAACACAGGAGCAGUCGCUGAGAGGCAGCCUGGGAGCCCAGGGGCCUGAGCUGCAUCUUCCUGCAUCUCUAUGUGACUUGGCACAGUCUGGCCUGAGCCUGUCUUCUCCCUUAUACCUAGGCAGAUGCCUGGGGCUGUGAAGGGGAUGGCAUCUCCAGGGCUUGUGUCUGUGAGCCCCAGGUCCGGAGGAAUUCAGAUGGACAAGGAUGCUGGAUGAGAGAGGGAGCCCCACAGCAAAGAAUGAGCACAGAAAGGGGGUGCUGGCCAAGGCAGCCAGGAUCUGUCCUAAGGAUGGACAACCCUGGCCCCCUGCUUUCGGUCAGAGCUAGCUGGGGCCCAAGCUGGCCUAAGCACCAAGAGGAGAAAGGUGAGGCCAGUGGGGCCAGGCAUCUAUGUAUUGACAAUAAAGUUUUGUGUUGGGAUCAAUAUGUCUAACUGGUGGAUC